This is a messenger RNA of Brassica rapa (field mustard), 450 nucleotides long. Its product is annotated as mitogen-activated protein kinase 2. Gene Ontology annotation, biological process: protein phosphorylation. NCBI's taxonomy places the organism in Eukaryota, Viridiplantae, Streptophyta, Magnoliopsida, Brassicales, Brassicaceae. Gene Ontology annotation, molecular function: ATP binding; protein kinase activity. The record is from RefSeq and is a predicted model, not a curated record.
AUGGCGACUCAGGUUGAUCCACCAAACGGAGUCAAGAAUCAAGGGAAGCAUUACGUCCCUAUCAAACCUAUAAGCCGAGGAGCAUACGGUGUAGUCUGCUCAUCUGUUAACAAAGAGACUAACGAGAGAGUAGCGAUCAAGAAGAUCCACAAUGGGUUUGAGAACAAGAUCGAUGCGUUGUAUGAGUUACAUCGAGGGCUUAAGUAUAUUCAUUCAGCCAACUUUCUCCAUCGGGAUUUGAAACCAGCAUUGAUCUGCUUCAGAAGUCAGAAGAUGCUCGUUCUUGACCCGCCUAAGAGGAUUAGUGUCACGGAAGGGCUUCAGCAUCCUUACUUUGCACCUUUAUAUGACCCGAGUUCAAAUCCUUCUGCUCAAGUUCCUAUUGAUCUUGAUGUAGAUGAAGACCAGGAUUUGGGGGCAUUUUUUUUUAAAUCGGUUUUGAAAGCUUAA